UCUCCAUGUCCUUCACGUCAAUCAUACACUCCUCCACCCAUCUCUCUCUCUCUGUCUAACCCAUAUUAGCAAACUCUUAGAGCAACCCAGCCAAAAAAAAAGAUCAAACUACAAUGGAGAGACUACCAAAAUGUGAAGCAAAUUAUGUGCCACUCACUCCUCUCACUUUCUUGAGGAGAGCCUCGGCGGUUUAUGCCAACCGGACCUCCAUAAUAUACGCCGGAACCCGGUUCACGUGGCGCCAAACCUAUGACCGUUGCCUUCGCAUUGCCUCCUCUCUCCGCUCCCUCAACAUUUUCAAGAACAAUGUUGUGUCAGUGCUGGCUCCAAACACUCCAGCAAUGUAUGAGAUGCAUUUUGCAGUGCCCAUGGCUGGUGCAGUGCUCAACACCAUCAACACCAGGCUAGAUGCUAAAAACAUAGCCACCAUUCUCAAGCACUCCGAAGCCAAGGUCUUCUUCGUGGACUACGAGUAUGUCCCCUUGGCCCGUGACGCCCUCCGGCUACUGAUGGCCGACUUGCAGACUUGUGCGGUUGCAGCCGAAUUAUCCAUGCCACUGGUCAUUGUCAUCGACGACGUUGACUCACCCACCGGUGUCCGUCUAGGUGAGCUUGAAUAUGAACAGCUAGUCCAGAACGGGAAUCCGAGGUUCGUUCCAGACGAGAUCGAGGAUGAAUGGGACCCGAUAGCCCUGAACUACACGUCCGGGACAACCUCGGCCCCCAAGGGAGUUGUUUACAGCCACAGAGGUGCUUACCUAAGCACUCUUAGCCUGAUUCUGGGAUGGGAAAUGGGGAGUGAGCCCGUUUAUCUAUGGUCGCUCCCCAUGUUCCACUGCAACGGUUGGACGUUCACGUGGGGAGUAGCCGCAAGAGGUGGGACCAACGUGUGCAUACGCAACACGACGGCCCACGAGAUGUAUAACAACAUAGCAGUCCACAACGUGACCCACAUGUGUUGCGCGCCAAUAGUGUUCAACAUCCUCCUGGAGGCCAAGCCACAGGAGCGCCGCAAAAUCAGCACCCCAGUCCAGAUCCUGACGGGAGGGGCACCGCCGCCGGCUGCACUAUUGGAGAAAAUGGAGGCCCUGGGGUUCCACGUUGUCCAUGCGUAUGGUCUGACAGAGGCCACAGGGCCUGCCCUGGUGUGCGAGUGGCAGGCCAAGUGGAAUAGCCUGCCGCGGCAGGCUCAGUCAAAACUGAAAGCGCGACAGGGGGUUAGCGUCCUGACUCUUGAAGAUGUGGACGUCAAAGACCUGAAGACGAUGCAGAGCAUGCCACGCGACGGCAAAACCAUGGGCGAAAUCGUCCUCCGGGGGAGUGGAAUCAUGAAAGGUUACUUCAAGGACCAAAUCGCAACCUCCAAGGCCUUCCACAAGGGAUGGUUCGUCACCGGCGACGUCGGGGUUAUCCACCCGGACGGCUACCUCGAAAUCAAGGACCGUUCCAAGGACGUCAUCAUCUCAGGAGGCGAAAACAUCAGCAGCGUAGAAUUGGAAUCCGUGCUUUACCGCCAUCCCUGCGUGCUCGAGGCUGCAGUGGUGGCAAUGCCGCAUCCCAAGUGGGGGGAGAGCCCCUGCGCCUUUGUCACCCUUCAAAAGGACUCCUCCUCCACCGAGGCCGAUGUCUUGGCGCAUUGCCGGAAAAACCUCGCCGGAUUCAUGAUGCCCAAGAAAGUCAUGAUCAUGAAUCAGCUACCCAAGACUGGGACUGGAAAAAUUCAAAAAUUCGAAUUGAGGGAAUUGGCAAAGUCAUUUGUCGUAACAGAUCAACCCACCAAGAAAUCGGGCCAUGUUAAGAGAGAACAACCGGGUGGCCCGUACAGAGAUCAACCUCAUGAACAAAUUCUGGCUAUGUCUCGGCUUUGAAGUUUAUAUACUUAUUAUUAAUUAUUGUAAUAUUGAGGAUAUGAUGAUCUUUAUAAUAAGUUAUUAUGUACAUAACUUAUUAUAUAUGUGUUAAGUGAAGGAUUAUCAAUCCUUUCUAUUUGUUUUUUUGGGUUGUCAAGAAGAGAACGAUUAUAAUCAAUAACAUUAAUUCAAGCACUUUUGCUUU
This is a messenger RNA of Camellia sinensis, 2055 nucleotides long. RefSeq names its product trans-cinnamate:CoA ligase, peroxisomal. Lineage: Eukaryota; Viridiplantae; Streptophyta; Magnoliopsida; Ericales; Theaceae. The record is from RefSeq and is a predicted model, not a curated record.